AUGGCUUUCCUAAUGAAAAGCAUGUUGAGCAACCAAGUGAAAAAUUUGGGACUUGGUGGAGGGGGUGAUGAAGCCAAGGAGGAAGCAGCACCCGCUGACCCAGCUGCAGCCGCAGGGAUGACCCGGGAAGAAUAUGAGGAAUAUCAGAAGCAAGUGAUAGAAGAAAAGAUGGAAAGAGAUGCAGCCUUUGCAACAAAAAAGGCCGAGAGAGCCGUCCUGAGGGUCCAUUUGCGAGAGAAGUACAGGCUCCCAAAGAGUGAAUUAGAUGAGAAUCAGAUCCAGAUGGCUGGGGACGACGUGGGCUUGCCGGAAGACCUCCAGAAAAUGGUGGCGGAAGAUCAAGUAGAGGAAGAAGACAAGGAUUCUAUACUCGGGCAACUUCAGAACAUCCCGAACAUGGACAUGGAUCAAAUCAAAGAAAAGGCCCAGGCCACCCUCACUGAUAUUAAACAGGCAGCUGGGGAGAAGUGUUCUGUAAUGUAA
This is a messenger RNA of Zootoca vivipara (common lizard), 483 nucleotides long. It is a transcript of the gene CPLX4, whose product is annotated as complexin 4. The record is from RefSeq and is a predicted model, not a curated record. Gene Ontology annotation, molecular function: syntaxin binding. Gene Ontology annotation, biological process: synaptic vesicle exocytosis; neurotransmitter transport; regulation of neurotransmitter secretion. Lineage: Eukaryota; Metazoa; Chordata; Lepidosauria; Squamata; Lacertidae. Gene Ontology annotation, cellular component: terminal bouton; SNARE complex.